Colletotrichum karsti is the source of this 231-nucleotide messenger RNA. RefSeq lists its product as uncharacterized. Bases 1 to 231 code for a protein of 76 amino acids. The transcript is spliced from 2 exons. The record is from RefSeq and is a predicted model, not a curated record. Lineage: Eukaryota; Fungi; Ascomycota; Sordariomycetes; Glomerellales; Glomerellaceae.
AUGCAGUUCUCCGCUACUUUUAUUGCUACUAUACUGGCUCUUUCCACCGGAGUCUUGUCGCUUCCUCAAGCUAUCACCGGCAAGGCCACAGACUUUGGAACAUACUUCUGCAAGACACGCAGCGAUGUCGGCAAGGACAAUGGGAAGCUCGUCGCCAGCAACAACUUCUGCCAGGCUGCUGGUGGAGCUGUCCUGGCUUCUGCUGGUGUGAGUUUGCAAACUCUCUUCUGA